Aspergillus aculeatinus CBS 121060 is the source of this 907-nucleotide messenger RNA. Its product is annotated as FMN-linked oxidoreductase. The transcript is spliced from 5 exons. Bases 1 to 861 code for a protein of 286 amino acids. The record is from RefSeq and is a predicted model, not a curated record. Lineage: Eukaryota; Fungi; Ascomycota; Eurotiomycetes; Eurotiales; Aspergillaceae. Gene Ontology annotation, molecular function: oxidoreductase activity.
AUGUCUCAAACUCAUAGAAACUACCAGCCCGAGAUCUACUCUCAAGGAGCCACAUCAGGCGUCACUCCUGCCGUCGCCAUAGAUCCUCGCCAACUUGAAGAGCAAGCAAAGACAGCCCUGGGAGUCCGUAGCUUCAACUAUAUUGCGGGUGGAGCACGAGAAAAAGCCACGAUGGUCAGACAGCAAUCGGCUGGCGUUUCUUCAAUGAAUGAUGUUAGGUCUAUUCCCGCGCAGCUGAAAAGCCGAAAUGCGGAAAAGUAUCGCAUUGAAGUCCCCGAAAUGCUGACGCAGCUGUACUGGCCAAUGGAUGACAUAACAACCUCCUCGUUGAUACGUGUAAAGGAUAAUGGCUUCAGUAUCCUUAUAAUCACUCUGGACACUCAGUCGCUCGCUUGGCGACCAGCUGACCUGGACAAUGCCUAUGUCCCAUUCAUCAAGGGAAUGAGGAACGAGAUCGGCUUCACUGACCUACUUGGUUUUCUGGGGAGGAACUGGGACGGACCGCUGCUCCUGAAGGGAAUUCAGCAUGUGGGUGAUGCAAAGCUUGCCGUGGAGGCGGGCUGCCGACAAGUUGAUGCCGCAAUCGGCUCUCUGGAAGUACUCCCCGAGGUGAUUGAUGUAGCCGGGGACAAACCAACAGUUCUCUUCGAUUCUGGGAUUCGAACGAGUGCGGAUGCUAUCAAAGCACUCCGUCUAGGAGCAAGGCAGUUUUUAUUGGCAGGCCAAAAGAUCGUUAUCAGAGGGCUCCUGGCGGAUGUUUGGCAAAAUAUGGGGCUAUUGGGGAUUCGGUCUGUGACGGAACGCUACCGCGACAGGAUCCGAAAGGUAGUGUAUCCGGGGGAUAGGCACGCUAUGAUGUAAGAAAGUCAAUCGUAGUCUCAAUAUUAUUUCUUGGAUGGAAACAGAC